Molecule: messenger RNA, 1782 nt
Organism: Acanthochromis polyacanthus (spiny chromis)
Lineage: Eukaryota; Metazoa; Chordata; Actinopteri; Pomacentridae
Product: alcohol dehydrogenase 1-like
Exons: 9
Coding region: 172-1308 (378 amino acids)
Biological process (GO): formaldehyde catabolic process
Cellular component (GO): cytosol
Molecular function (GO): zinc ion binding; S-(hydroxymethyl)glutathione dehydrogenase [NAD(P)+] activity
Source: RefSeq, a predicted model, not a curated record
UGUAAAAAGCGUCAUCAAACAGACUGGACCGGAGAGCAACUAGGGGCAGGACUGGCUGAGGACUGUCCUGAAUUUACAAGCAGUCUCCGGUUCUCCUUUAUUCUGCAGUCCAGCAACUCUUGUCCUUCGCAACUCCUCUCUCAUUUUUUGAGUCCUAUCAUUGCUGCAGAUAUGGCUACAGCUGGUAAGGUCAUCAAGUGCAAGGCGGCAGUGGCCUGGGAGCCCAACAAACCUCUGGUGAUUGAGGAGAUUGAAGUGGCUCCACCUCAGGCCAACGAGGUCCGCAUCAAGAUUGUGGCAACUGGGGUGUGCCACACAGAUCUGUACCACCUGUUUCAGAGUAUGAAUAAAGAAGCUUUUCCAGUAGUCCUCGGCCAUGAGGGAGCUGGCAUCGUAGAAAGUGUCGGUCCAGGUGUCACUGAAUUUCAGCCAGGAGACAAAGUCAUCCCUCUGGCCAUCCCCCAGUGUAGAGAAUGUCGCUUCUGUAAGAGUCCAAAGACCAACCAGUGUGAAAAAGCAUGGGCUGCUGAUUCUGGUGAUGUGAUGGCACUGGAAUACUCCAGUUUUACCUGUAAGGGCAAGAAGGUGCUGCAGUUUUUGGGAACUAGCACCUUCUCUGAGUACACUGUGAUGAACCAGAUUGCUGUGGCCAAGAUUGAUCCUGCAGCUCCUCUGGACAAAGUCUGUCUCCUUGGCUGUGGGAUCUGCACUGGAUAUGGAGCAGCAGUUAAUACUGCUAAAGUUGAACCAGGAUCCACAUGUGCUGUGUUCGGUCUGGGAGCUGUGGGUUUGGCUGCAGUCAUGGGCUGUUAUGUUGCAGGAGCAAAGAGAAUUAUAGCUGUUGAUAUCAAUCCAGAGAAGUUUGAGAAGGCCAAGGUGUUUGGUGCUACUGACUUCAUCAACCCCAAAGAUCACAAUAAGCCCAUCAGCCAAGUGCUGUCAGAGAUGACCAAUGGAGGAGUGGACUUCUCCCUGGAAUGUGUCGGGAAUGUGGAAGUCAUGCGUAGUGCUUUAGAGUCUUGCAUCAAAGGUUGGGGUGUUUCCGUCAUUGUCGGCUAUACACAUAUGGAUGACUUCGCUGCUCGUCCCAUUCAGCUCAUCGCUGGACGUACAUGGAAGGGAUCCAUAUUAGGAGGAUUUAAGAGUAAGGAUGGCGUGGUUGAGUUGGUCAAAGCCUACCUGAACAAGAAAAUAAAGGUGGAUGAGUUCAUCACACACAAGAUGACUUUGGCCCAGGUUAAUGAUGCCAUUGAACUGAUGAAGCACGGCAAAUGCAUCCGGACAGUUCUGAGUGUUUCUCCACAAUAAGACCAUCAUUUUGCUUUCAUUAAUUAAUGGUUCAGCUCAGUUCCAAGAUCAUUCAAAUUGUGCCAGAUUUACUCUUCAGUGGAUUAUAUGCAGAUUGUGAUUGGAAUACGUAGUCACCCUGAAUGUUUCUAUCAAUGAAAGCUAUAGAAUCUGAGCACAACAAACAAUCUUAACAGGCUCUGUGUCAUAUGUGUUUGUGCUUUGUUUUUGAGUUAUUGGAACAGUAUUUAAAUCGUACAGAAACUGCAACUGUAAAUUCUCUGCCACGCUAUGUUCCAUACGACAAAAGUUUUCUGUUCAGUCAAGUUUAGCCCAGACUUACACAGAUCAGUCAAUUCAUAUCAAUGGUUACUGAACUUGGCAGAAGUGUUGAAGUUCAUCUUCAUCCAGAAUUUUUCCCUACUACUGCCUCUGCAUGUUUUAGGUGCUUUCUUGAACAGUUCAUGAUAAAGUUAACGACCAUAUGAUCCCAAA